CCGCCCGCCGGGUGCAUGCAGUGCGGGCGCCCCGACAUGGUCUGCGAGACGAAGAUCGUGGCCGCCGAGGACCGUGAGGCGCUGCCGGGGGCCCCGCAGGACGCGCUGCUCGCCGCGGCCGGCGCCAGGUGGCCCCCGCUGCCCGCCGCGCCCCCGCCCGGCCCGCAGCCCCGCGGCGGCGCGGGGGGCGCGGGGGGCGCGGGGCGCGGCGUCCGCAUCCGCGAGUUCCGCGCGGCCGAGCAGGACGCGGCGCGCCGCAUCUUCUACGACGGCAUCCUGGAGCGCAUCCCCAACACGGCCUUCCGCGGCCUGCGCCAGCACCCGCGCACGCAGCUGCUCUACGCCGCGCUGGCCGCUCUGUGCUUCGCGCUGACCCGCUCGCUGCUGCUGACCGGCCUGGUGCCGCCGCUGCUGCUCGCGCUGCGCUACUACUACAGCCGCAAGGUGAUCCUCGCCUACCUGGACUGCGCGCUGCACUCCGACAUGGCCGACAUCGAGCGCUGCUACAUGAAGCCCCCGGGUUCCUGCUUCUGGGUAGCCGUGCUGGAUGGCAACGUAGUGGGUAUUGUGGCUGCGCGGGCCCACGAGGCGGACAACACAGUGGAGCUGCUGCGCAUGUCGGUGGACUCGCGCUUUCGCGGCAAGGGCAUCGCCAAAGCACUGGGCCGCAAGGUGCUGGAGUUUGCCCUGCUGCACCACUAUUCGGCCGUGGUCCUGGGCACCACAGCUGUCAAGGUGGCCGCCCACAAGCUCUACGAGUCUCUGGGCUUCAGACACAUGGGCUCAAGUGACCACUAUGUGCUGCCGGGCAUGACCCUUUCGCUGGCUGAACGUCUCUUCUUCCAGGUCCGCUACCACCGCUAUCGCCUGCAGCUGCGCGAGGAGUGAGCUCGCGGGCUGGCCACCCGCCCUCCCGGCACCCCCAGACGCUCACUUGGCGGUUCUCCUCCGGCAUCGCACUCGGUUCUGGCUGGUUCUCAGCGUGCUGGGCUGUUGCUCAUCUGGGACACAUAGGGGUGGGGGUUGGUUCGCAGUGUCAGCGCCCCCUGCCUCCCUGCCUUGCCCUGAAGAGGGACUGGAGGGCUCCAACCCUGGCUCACUGUUGCCGCCACCCCAUAGCCGAUGGGGAAGGCUCCGCAGGGCCCUGUGCCAGGAGGGCUCCUGGGCCACUGUGCCUGGUGUGGAGGGUGGCGGGGCAGCUGUGCGGGGUGGGGGCCGAGGGCUGGGCCGCUUUGCUCUGUGCAUGCUGAAAGUGUGCUGGGCUGCAGCAUGCCGCAUGCCCGCAGCCUCCCAGACUGGCUCCAGGCAGCCAGCACUCUGCCGGGCCUAGCCACCCUCUUCACAGGAGCCCGAGGCCACCCACCCCCCACCCAACCCCACCCCGGGCUUUGCUUUGAAUUUGUCCUUUCCUUUCCUUUGGUCCCCUCUCCCCCUCCCUGCCAUGCCCCCUGGCCUGGUCCUCACCCAGGAGUGGUUCCCAGAGCAGCUUGUCACGGGGCAGUGCCCAAGGGUAGACGAGAAGGCUCCUGGCUGCUGCACUGGCCCCCUCGACUCUCGCCAACCCAGCGGCUGACACCACAAGCCCACAGCUUCUUCUUGCCUGAAGCCGACCCAUUUUCCUAGGUCACUUAGACAGAGUAGCGUUCUGCAUGCCUUUAACUCUCGGACUAAUCAUAGAGGGGCCUGCGGCACCACUGUGCCCGAGAGCUUGCGGGUUUCUGGCCCAACGUGCGGGGUGGGUGGCCGGGUGGGUGGAAGGUUUCUGAGUUGGGAAUUGGGAGAAAAACACCUUGACCCAGCCCAGGCCUGGGAGGCUCUGGCCACCCUCACUCCUCCUGGCCCAGCCACGCCACCCCUCUUCUCCCUUCACCUGGGCUGGUGGUGCCCUGGGGGGUCGGGGUGGAUGUGCCUGCGUGUCCUGGGCCCAAUCUGGGGCAGGAGGGGCCACAGUGGGGGGGCAGACACCAGGGACGCAGGCUGGGCCCCUGUCCUGUACAGCCCCCCCUACCUGUAUAUUUCCCGGCGGCGCCCGGCCCCCACUGGGUGGGGCUUUGUAGACUGUACAGAAAUCCUAUUUUCUUGCAGCUCUCAGAUUUUGUUAAUCUGGAUUAUUCAGACAGACAUAAAGUGUUUUAGCAAAAUGGAAAACAAA
Molecule: messenger RNA, 2152 nt
Organism: Suncus etruscus (white-toothed pygmy shrew)
Lineage: Eukaryota; Metazoa; Chordata; Mammalia; Eulipotyphla; Soricidae
Gene: ASPNAT
Product: N-acetyltransferase 8 like
Exons: 3
Coding region: 16-888 (290 amino acids)
Cellular component (GO): mitochondrial membrane
Molecular function (GO): L-aspartate N-acetyltransferase activity
Source: RefSeq, a predicted model, not a curated record